UAGGCCUACUCUUAUGACAUGUGACUUGACUUGACUGUUUUUCGUUUUUGUUGAAAGAUUCAUUAGCAGUUAGAAGCUGAUAAAAGUUCCAGUAACAAGUCGGCACUGAGAGAAAGGAUAACACUGUAAUAUGCAGAAAUCUACAAAUUUUGAUACCCCUGUGGAAACACUGAAUCCCACCCGCCAAGGCACUGGAGCUGUGCAAAUGAGAAUCAAAAAUGCCAACAGCCACCAUGACAGGCUGAGCCAAAGUAAAUCUAUGAUCCUCACCGACGUUGGGAAGGUCACUGAACCUAUAUCCCGGCACAGAAGAAAUCAUUCACAGCAUGUCUUGAAAGAUGUUAUUCCUCCAUUGGAGCAAUUGAUGGUUGAAAAAGAAGGUUAUCUUCAAAAAGCUAAAAUUGCAGAUGGAGGAAAGAAACUAAGGAAAAACUGGUCUACUUCCUGGAUUGUUCUUUCUAGUCGGAAAAUUGAAUUUUACAAGGAGUCCAAGCAGCAGGCGCUGUCUAACGUGGUGAAAACUGGGAACAAACCAGAAAGUGUGGAUUUGUGUGGGGCACAUAUUGAGUGGGCCAAGGAAAAAUCAAGCAGAAAGAAUGUCUUUCAGAUCACAACUUUAUCAGGAAAUGAGUUCCUUCUGCAGUCAGAUAUUGACUUCAUCAUAUUGGAUUGGUUCCACGCUAUCAAAAAUGCAAUUGACAGACUGCCAAAGGAUCCAAGUAGUCAUUCAAGAAACCUGGAAUUAUUUAAAAUCCAAAGAUCCUCCAGUACUGAACUACUAGGUCACUAUGAUAGUGAUAUAAAAGAACAGAAACCAGAGCACAGAAAAUCUUUAAUGUUCAGACUGCAUCACAGUGCUUCUGAUACAAGCGACAAAAACCGAGUUAAAAGCAGAUUAAAGAAGUUUAUUACCCGAAGACCUUCCCUGAAAACUCUGCAAGAAAAAGGACUUAUUAAAGAUCAAAUUUUUGGCUCUCAUCUGCACACACUGUGUGAACGUGAAAAUUCCACAGUUCCACGGUUUGUAAAGCAGUGCAUUGAAGCUGUCGAAAAAAGAGGUCUAGAUGUUGAUGGAAUAUAUCGAGUUAGUGGCAAUCUGGCAACAAUACAGAAGUUAAGAUUUAUUGUCAACCAAGAAGAGAAGCUGAAUUUGGACGACAGCCAGUGGGAGGACAUCCACGUUGUCACCGGAGCACUGAAGAUGUUUUUCCGGGACUUGCCUGAGCCGCUCUUCCCUUACAGUUUCUUUGAGCAGUUUGUGGAGGCGAUCAAAAAGCAAGACAACAACACAAGAAUCGAAGCCAUAAAGUCUCUUGUACAAAAACUCCCUCCACCAAAUCGUGACACCAUGAAGGUCCUCUUUGGACACCUAACUAAGUAA
Messenger RNA from Odocoileus virginianus texanus, 1381 nucleotides. NCBI's taxonomy places the organism in Eukaryota, Metazoa, Chordata, Mammalia, Artiodactyla, Cervidae. The record is from RefSeq and is a predicted model, not a curated record.